AUGGCAGAGGCAAUGUGUGGGCCGUCCAACCCACUGCAGCAGUUCAGGAAGCAAGGCAACAUCGACCGCACACUCCAGCAAGAUCGUCUGGCUGCACGCCACCACCCGGCUCAAGGCUUCCGCUCUCACGACGCCAACGCGCGAUUGCUCGAUCCCGAGUUCGAGGCCUUUCAAGCUGGCUUAGAGCCACCCAUCCUCGAACAUGCACACGCACUCCAAGCGCCCCAGAGCUCUGGCGGACCUUCGCAAGCACCGUCGUGGGCAGCGGACUUUCACCAGAUGCACAUCUCUCCCCAGCCGAUGCAGCAGCAUCCCCACUUCCAGGCAGGACCAAGUGCUUCAAACUGGGCACAGGACUUUUCGACACAUCUCUCUCAGACCGCGCCCAAAGCGCAGCACUCCUCGCAAUCGCCGCUGGACUUUGAGCAAAGAGCGCGAGGCUUCGGCAACCUUGGCUUCCAGAGUCAGUUCGCCCAGCCCAGCUAUGCCCCGGCCGUGCAGUCGAAGGGCAAAGAGCCGGUCGUGGCGGAGCAAUACGAUGAGACAGCCUUUGAGCGGGCCUUUGACCAAGCCCGGGCAGACAUGAUGGCUGACGUUGAAGACACCGCCCAAGAGAGUAUCGCGGUUGAUGAUGUGCAGGAUCUGGUGGAAAAGAUCGAGGCUGCAGCUGAACAGGAAGCCACGCAGAUGUUGAAUGAAUCGAACCAGGAUCUGGAGGAUCUUCAUGCCAUGCCGAGAAUGCACGGUGCCGACGUAGAGCUUGAGGCACUGGAUGAGAUUCAGCAGGAGGAACAGCCUGAUGAAAGACAACAGCAAGAAGAUGAUGCUCUGGCGGCCACUGCGCAGGAGCUUCUGGGCAAAGUUGAGCACAACACAUCGGACAAGUUCAAGAACAGCCAGUUCCUAGGAUUGAUGCGCAAGCUGGCGGACAGAGAAGUGCGAGUCGAAGGUGACAAGAUGGUUGAGACUGCGAACGCCUCAUCCACCACAGUCGCGGACGAUACGCUAAACGCAUCUAGCAUGGCCAAUGCGCAACACUUCUAUUACGGGAAGCCGCAGCCUGCCCCUUUAGCCGCGACUACUGUCGAUUCCCGGCCGCCUGAUUAUGGUCUCAGCAUUCCGCCGCAAGAGCAGGAUCAUGACAUGGGCAGGGUCAACCCAAGUGAUGGGAGAGACGUAGUCGACCUCCUCGACCAGCCCGGUGCGAUAACCGAUGACAUUGACUCGGAGUUCCUGAUGACUUCUCCAUACUAUCAGCCAUAA
Messenger RNA from Fulvia fulva, 1263 nucleotides. RefSeq lists its product as uncharacterized. The record is from RefSeq and is a predicted model, not a curated record. The transcript has 3 exons. The coding region runs from base 1 to 1263 and encodes 420 amino acids. NCBI's taxonomy places the organism in Eukaryota, Fungi, Ascomycota, Dothideomycetes, Mycosphaerellales, Mycosphaerellaceae.